AUGACGAUGUUCCGAUGUUCCGGUGUCGCAGACGCCCGAGGCCCGGGGCGGGGGCUGGGGGGCUGGGCCGGGAGCUUUCGGGCCAUGGCGUACGGCGGGUACGGCGGGUACGGCUACGUCCCGGUGAAUCCGGGGAAGACGCAGAAGGCCGUCAGCGAGUCCCACAAGCAGUCCAUGUGCGUGCUGGCCAUUGGCCUCAUCUUGAUCUUCAUGAUGCUGGCGAUCGGGUUUUCCUACACGUGGUACUCCAACGAAGUGCCGCGGCAAUGCCCGUCCGGGCUGUCCACGGUCUUCUGGCUGUCUGGAAUCUCCAACUUCGCCCUGGCUGUGCUGCUGGCAAUCGGACUAUACCUCAUGCAGGGCAUGAUGCUGUCAGUGAGCCACCAAACGCUGGCACAGAGCAUGGAGGACCAUGCACAGGUGUAUUCCAUUUCAGGCGGCCAGCACUCGGCCUCCGCCGCUGCGCAUCGCUCGGAGUUCCAGGAGAGCGCUCUCCACUACGGGGGAGGAAUGACGGCGGUCUUGGUGUUGCAAUGUUUGGUGAUGGUUUUUCAGUUUGGCCUGGGCAUCUACGGCAUCUUUGAGGUGGUUCGGAUACAGAGAGAGGGAAGCACCUAUUUGUGCGGCAACGCCAUCCCGGUGUUCUGGACUCUUUGCAGCUUGCACGUCAUUCAGCACUGCUGCAAUGUGGGGAAGUUCCACAAGGGCUUUCAGCAUCAUCCGAGAGGCCCAGAUACCGAAGAGGGGCUGGAAAGUGAGUAG
Effrenium voratum is the source of this 762-nucleotide messenger RNA. Lineage: Eukaryota; Dinophyceae; Suessiales; Symbiodiniaceae. The record is from the annotation of a GenBank genome assembly.